AUAAGCUAUGCUACAAUCUUAAUUGAGUAGUUGUCAUGUCAACUAUAAAAAUAUAUAAUCUACUUCUCGUUGAUCUACUUAUCGAAUGUCGAGAUAAUUUAUCUGCCACUCGAGCAGUUGGCCUAUAAAUGCGCUACGCACAGGUAAGAGAUCGAUCGAUUUAUCGUUUCAAACUUGUACUUAAACCAUGUUUUUAAGGGUUGUGUUGGUUGCUGCGUUGUUGUGUGGGGUUGCUUCAGCUCUGUAUUGUCUACACUGCCAGGGCACAGAAAGUAGCCAGUGUCAAAAGGGAAUUGCGGAGGAUUUCGCUUAUUGCUUCAACAAGACUAAUCCUGGAUACUGUGUUAGUUAUUGGUUCAACAAGAACGGCGUUAACACAGUCGCGAGAGGGUGUGAGUACCAUAAGUUUGGAACCGACGUCUGCGAUACCCUGAAACAAGAAAAAGGGGCGCGCGAUUGCACUUUCUGCGAUUCGGAGGAUUUCUGUAACCAGGAACUGCUGUGAACGUGUGUUAUAUUAAUUAUUUAAUUUAUGUUUUUCGUUAAUUUGGCACCAUCACUAUAGAAUUUUGUUAA
This is a messenger RNA of Photinus pyralis (common eastern firefly), 576 nucleotides long. RefSeq lists its product as uncharacterized. The record is from RefSeq and is a predicted model, not a curated record. The transcript is spliced from 3 exons. NCBI's taxonomy places the organism in Eukaryota, Metazoa, Arthropoda, Insecta, Coleoptera, Lampyridae. Bases 188 to 505 code for a protein of 105 amino acids.